GAUUUUUAAUUUUUGUCGCGUUCUUUGUAAAUCAGAUAUGUGAGUUGUAUAAUAGCGCACGCGCACAAAACUCGAUCGGAAAAUUUCUGUUGGAAACGAGAUCGUAUUUCCUUCUAUGAAUGUGUUUGAAUCGUGAAGAAUGGCUCCAAGGUACGAAUUAGCGGUAGGCCUUAAUAAAGGCCACAAAACCACCAAAAUCCGUGUGGCAAAAAAUAAAAAUGAGAAGAAGAAGACUGUGUGCGUUUUGCCAGCUAGAUUGAAGGGGAGGCAAACUAAACACAGUAAGUUUGUCAGAGACUUGAUCCGUGAAGUAACUGGUCAUGCACCAUAUGAAAAACGUGCUAUGGAAUUGUUGAAAGUUUCCAAGGAUAAACGUGCUCUGAAAUUCUUGAAGAGGAGGCUGGGCACGCACAUUAGAGCUAAAAGGAAACGUGAAGAACUUGGAAACAUCCUUGUACAAAUGAGGAAAGCAGCUGCCCACCAUUAAGUAACACAUUAAAUUUUUGUAAUAUAACAUAUUAAUAAAGUAUGUUCAAAAAAGGCGC
This is a messenger RNA of Hylaeus volcanicus, 545 nucleotides long. It is a transcript of the gene RpL36, whose product is annotated as 60S ribosomal protein L36. Lineage: Eukaryota; Metazoa; Arthropoda; Insecta; Hymenoptera; Colletidae. Gene Ontology annotation, cellular component: cytosolic large ribosomal subunit; ribosome. The transcript is spliced from 4 exons. Gene Ontology annotation, biological process: cytoplasmic translation. The coding region runs from base 140 to 487 and encodes 115 amino acids. The record is from RefSeq and is a predicted model, not a curated record. Gene Ontology annotation, molecular function: structural constituent of ribosome.